UUGUUGUUGUUGUUGUUGAACGAAUGUUUUCGUGCACAACCUUGUUAUUUGAGAGAAGCGCUUCCAUCACUGGGCACGGUGUGAGUUCCGCGCUACACCACAUUGUCUCCUCAUUGCACAAUCAUCACCAGUGGUGUAGAGUCGCAGCAUCCGACCAUGUUUGGACCUCAGGAGAGAAUUGCACAAGACCUCUGGUAAUUUGAUCCAACGCAUACCAUAAUGACUUAUGGCUGCGAUAGAAGACACACAUUUUGAACGAUUUUAAACUUAGUUGUGCAUUUUCCAAAGAUAGGACUUUUUUCAGUUGGUGUGAGGAUGUGUAGGCAUUUGAAAUACUUUUACACCUGAUCCUCGGGAACGACAAUCUCACUGUUGCUAUAGUCCCAUUUAGAGCAAUUGGGUGACUGAACGGGCAACUUCAGAACCAUGGCCAGAUCCAGACAUUUCCCAGGCGAACAUGCGUAAAGUUAAUAGUAGGACUCGUCCUUCUCAUUGGAGUUCCCCUUGCUGACAGCCCAGAGGGAUGAUCUAGACCAGCCACAAUACCAUUAGUUCAAUCCAUUUUUUUUGUUACUUUCUUCGGAGAGAAAUACUUUUAACGCGGGAGCGUGCAGCUCUCGACCGAGGAGGACCUGUAAGCUGUCGAGUGGAAAUCAGGAAGGUUCAAACAAUUCUACACCUGGGAGCAGACACGCAGGGACUUCAAGCUUAGAACCCUAGAGUCCUCCACCCCCUUCUUCUUUUUCUUCUUCUUCUUCUUCUUCUUCUUCUUCUUCUUCUUCUUCUUCUUCUUCUUCUCCUCCUCCUCCUGCUCCUCCUCCUCCUCCUCCUUCUUCUUCUUCUUCUUCUUCUUCUUCUUCUUCUUCUUCUUCUUCUUCUUCUUCUUCUUCUUCUUCUUCUUCUUCUUCUUCCUCCUCUUUCACUUCUUCUUCUCUUUGGGGUGGAGGCCCGUUAGCUGCGGCCGCAAUGAGGCCCGCAGGCCCGAGCCCCCGGCUGGCCCACCGCCUGCCCCUCCUCCUGCUGCUCCUGCUGCAGCUCCUGGCCCCAGGGGUCCGGCCUAGCGUCCCCCGCCCGGCCGUGGCCGCCAAGCGGGAGAUCAUCCUGGAUGGGGACCUGGUCAUCGGGGGGCUUUUCCCCGUGCACGAGAAGGGGAACCGGACGGAGGACUGCGGCAAGAUCAACGAAGAGCGGGGCAUCCAGCGGCUGGAGGCCAUGCUGCUGGCCCUGGACGAGAUCAACGCCAACACCCGCAUCCUGCCCGGCCUCAAGCUGGGAGCGCACAUCCUGGACACCUGCUCCAAGGACACCUAUGCUCUGGAGCAGUCCCUGGAGUUUGUCAGGGCGUCCCUGACCAAGGCCCACGAGCCCGGGUUCAUCUGCCCCGACGGCUCCAACCCGAUCCAGAAUGAUGUUCCUCUGGCCAUCUCUGGCGUGAUCGGAGGAUCCUACAGCGAUGUUUCCAUUCAGGUGGCCAACCUCCUCCGGCUCUUCCAGAUCCCCCAGAUCAGCUACGCCUCCACCAGCGCCAAGCUCAGCGACAAGUCCCGCUACGACUACUUUGCCCGCACCGUGCCCCCCGACUUCUACCAGGCCAAGGCCAUCGCCGAGAUCCUGCGCUACUUCAACUGGACCUACGUGUCCACCGUGGCGUCGGAGGGCGACUACGGCGAGACGGGCAUCGACGCCUUCCAGCAGGAGGCGCGCGCCCGCCACAUCUGCAUCGCCACCUCGGCCAAGGUCAGCCGCUCCAUGAGCCCCGUGGGCUACGAGAACGUGAUCCGCUCGCUGCAGCAGAAGUCCAACGCCAAGGUGGUGAUCGUGUUCACGCGCAGCGAGGACGCCCGCGAGCUGCUGGCGGCCGCCGCCCGCAUGAACGUGUCCUUCAGCUGGGUGGCCAGCGACGGCUGGGGCGCGCAGGAGAGCGUGGUGCGCGGCAGCGAGGCGGCGGCCGACGGCGCCUUCACCAUCGAGCUGGCGUCCUACCCCAUCCGGGAGUUUGAGGACUACUUCACCAAGCUCAACCCCUACACCAACACCCGCAACCCCUGGUUCAAGGAGUUCUGGGAGCACAAGUUCGGCUGCAGCCUGCAGCAGGCGGGUUGUAGCGAGCGGAGCCUGAGGGACGGCGCCUUCGAGCAGGAGUCCAAGAUCAUGUUCGUGGUGAACGCCGUGUACGCCAUGGCGUACGCGCUGCACAACAUGAGGCAGGCCGUCUGCCCCAACGCCAGCAAGGUGUGCCACGCCAUGAAGCCCGGCAACGGGAGGAAGUUUUACAAGGAGUUCAUUCUGAAGACCAAGUUCGAAGCCCCUUUCAGACCCGCCGACACGGAGAACAUGGUCGGCUUCGACGCCGUCGGCGACAGCAUCGGCCGCUACAACAUCUUCCACUACCACAAGGAAGACGGCAAGUACACCUACAGGAAGGUGGGCUACUGGGCCCAGGUCCUGACCCUGAACAACAGCCUGGUGUCCUGGCGCGGCCUGGUGCCGCCCACCUCCCAGUGCAGCGACCCCUGCAGGAAGAACGAGGUGAAGAGCAUGCAGCCCGGGGAGGUGUGCUGCUGGCUCUGCAUCCCCUGCCAGGCCUACCAGUACCUCCGCGACGAGUUCACCUGCGCCGACUGCAGCUUCGGCCAGUGGCCCCUGGACAACCUGAGCGGCUGCUACGACCUCCCCGAGGAGUACAUCCGCUGGGAGGACGCCUGGGCCAUCGGCCCCGUCUCCAUCUCCUGCCUGGGCAUCAUCUGCACCCUGUGCGUGGUGGGCCUGUUCCUCAAGAACAACGAGACCCCCGUGGUGAAGGCCAGCGGGCGGGAGCUGUCCUACAUCCUGCUGCUGGGGGUGCUGAUGUGCUACAGCAUGACCUUCAUCUACAUCGGCAAGCCGUCGGCCGCCGUGUGCACGCUGCGCCGCCUGGGCCUGGGCACCUCCUUCGCCGUGUGCUACUCGGCGCUGCUCACCAAGACCAACCGCAUCGCCCGCAUCUUCAGCGGCGUGAAGGACGGCGCGCAGCGGCCGCGGUUCAUCAGCCCCGCCUCCCAGGUGGCCAUCUGCGGGGGCCUGAUCUCCUGCCAGCUGCUGGUGGUGGUGGUGUGGCUGCUGGUGGAGACGCCGGGCGUGAGGAAGGAGGUGAGCCCCGAGCGGAGGGACGUGGUCACCCUCAAGUGCAACAGCAGGGACUCCAGCAUGCUGCUGUCGCUCACCUACAACUGCGUGCUCAUCGUCCUGUGCACCGUCUACGCCUUCAAGACCCGCAAGUGCCCGGAGAACUUCAACGAGGCCAAGUUCAUCGGCUUCACCAUGUACACCACCUGCAUCAUCUGGCUGGCCUUCCAGCCCAUCUUCUACGUCACGGCCAGCGACUACAGGGUGCAGACCACCACCAUGUGCAUCUCGGUCAGCCUGAGCGGCUCGGUGGUGCUGGGCUGCCUCUUCGCCCCCAAGGUGCACAUCAUCCUCUUCCAGCCCCAGAAGAACGUCACCUCGCUCCGAGUCGCCGCCAACCGCUUCAGCGCCACCGUGUCCGCGUCCGCCACCGCCUCCGCCACCGCCUCCGCCCCGGGCUCCAGCUACUCCAAAGGUUCAGCCUCCAACUAUGUACCAGCGGUCUGCAACGGUCGAGAAGUAGUGGACUCUACCACGUCCUCUUUGUGAGAGAUCCAUUCCCGUCCCCGUCCUCAACCCCAAGCACAAGAUUUCCUGUUACAUUUUAAUAAUGUCUCUCUAUAAGCCAGGCGACCGAUGAGAGAUAGCCCGCAGUCAACGAGGUACAUUCAACCCUUAAGCUUGUCGUUUAGGCCCACGAUGGCGCCAAUGCAUUUUUUAACUGUGAAAGCUUCCUAAAAGAAUGUACAGCAGUGAAAACCGCCCUGUAUAGAUUUAACAUGCCGUGAACUCCUUGGUUUGAAAAUAUAGUUAUAACGGUUGAAUGCAUUGCAACUUGUCGUGAGAAGUUUUGUCCGCCGGCUGGCUGGGAAGCCAUCCUUAUUUAAUACAGAAACAAAAUGGUCUUUACAUUGUUGUGAAUAGGAUCCAAACGCUAUUAGACGGAUAUGACUAAAAGACUGCUAUUGAACUAAGCUGAGCCAUUCCUUUGGAACAAAAAAAUGUGAGUAACAUAAUUUGUGAAAGUGAUCAACCUAGACAACUAAAUAUUAUAAUGGACAUUGUUUUAAUGUAGCCUGUGUAGAGAUGUCUGUGAAUUUUUGUAAUUUAUGUAAAUAAAAAUGUUUUUCUUUUUAAUAUUAAACCAUAAAUUAUGUUU
This is a messenger RNA of Gadus macrocephalus (Pacific cod), 4264 nucleotides long. It is a transcript of the gene grm2b, whose product is annotated as glutamate receptor, metabotropic 2b. Gene Ontology annotation, cellular component: membrane. The record is from RefSeq and is a predicted model, not a curated record. Lineage: Eukaryota; Metazoa; Chordata; Actinopteri; Gadiformes; Gadidae. Gene Ontology annotation, molecular function: group II metabotropic glutamate receptor activity. Gene Ontology annotation, biological process: regulation of synaptic transmission, glutamatergic; G protein-coupled glutamate receptor signaling pathway. Bases 967 to 3654 code for a protein of 895 amino acids. The transcript is spliced from 6 exons.